AUGAAUCCUACGGACUAUGCGGAGGUGGAAUCGGCUCUCAAUAUGUACGCCCAUAGGGUCGUUACAUUCGGAAGAGAGAUUUUUGGUACCGCAUUUGAGCGCAUUCAUGGCCUUCGGCCCAAAAAGCCGCCGGACCACGGUGGCCGACCACUUCCACCAGGUCCAUGGGAUCUGGCUUCUUCACCCGGAGGACCGUAUGGUCUUCUUGGUGGAGGAUCCAGGGUCCAUGUACCCAGUGGAAGUGGUUGUGGCCACCGUAUAGGUCAACCCAUACCACCCACCAACCAUCACCAUCAUCAUACUCAUACUACGACUUCAUCGACACCUACUACAACCACACACUCAUCAUCACCACACUGGAUGAGACCACACCAACCACCAGCCACCAUCAUCAUACUCAUACUACGACUUCAUCGACACCUACUACAACCACACACUCAUCAUCACCACACUGGAUGA
Messenger RNA from Caenorhabditis remanei, 459 nucleotides. RefSeq lists its product as uncharacterized. The transcript has 3 exons. NCBI's taxonomy places the organism in Eukaryota, Metazoa, Nematoda, Chromadorea, Rhabditida, Rhabditidae. Bases 1 to 459 code for a protein of 152 amino acids. The record is from RefSeq and is a predicted model, not a curated record.